Molecule: messenger RNA, 1768 nt
Organism: Sesamum indicum (sesame)
Lineage: Eukaryota; Viridiplantae; Streptophyta; Magnoliopsida; Lamiales; Pedaliaceae
Product: ATP sulfurylase 1, chloroplastic
Biological process (GO): sulfate assimilation
Molecular function (GO): sulfate adenylyltransferase (ATP) activity; adenylylsulfate kinase activity
Source: RefSeq, a predicted model, not a curated record
AAUUGUAAGACUAAUUUUGUAAUUUUGCCUCUCUUUCUAUCCUCCCCAAACCUUAUAAGUUAUAAUCAUCAAAGCACAGUGAGAAGAAAUAAGAGAGAGAGAGAGAGAGCCAAAAAUGGCAGCCAUGGCUUCUCUUUACCUGAAAACUUCCACCCAGCUCCCUCAUUCUUUCCCGAAAUUACCAAAAACCUUCGAUCCGCCUCUGAAUCUCCCCCGCCGGCGGCUCCCCGCUCCGAGAACCAGAAUCUCCGCUUCCCUGAUCGACCCGGAUGGCGGAAAGCUGGUCCAACUCUUCGUUAAAGAGUCUGAUAAAGAGUGGAAAUUGCAGCAGGCCUCACACCUGCCGAAGAUCAAGCUUUCAAAGAUUGACCUUCAAUGGGUGCACGUGCUCAGCGAGGGCUGGGCCAGCCCGUUGAAGGGGUUCAUGAGAGAGUCCGAGUUCCUCCAAACACUUCAUUUCAAUUCCCUCCGGCUCGAAAACGGGUCGGUUGUGAAUAUGUCCGUGCCCGUCGUCCUCGCCAUCGAUGACGCCCAGAAGAGCCGGGUCGGAUCGUUUACCAGCGUCGCGCUUGUUGAUGAGAAGGACGACAUGGUUGCCAUCUUGAAUGACAUUGAAAUCUACAAGCACAACAAAGAAGAAAGAAUAGCAAGAACCUGGGGCACCACAGCACCUGGUCUGCCCUAUGUUGAGGAAGCCAUUACCCAUGCUGGAAACUGGCUUAUUGGUGGUGAUCUAGAGGUCAUAAAUCCGGUCAAGUACGACGACGGUCUUGACCGCUUCCGACUUUCCCCUGCACAACUACGGGACGAGUUUGAUAGACGGAAUGCAGAUGCUGUAUUUGCUUUCCAGCUGAGAAACCCGGUGCACAACGGCCACGCUCUGUUGAUGACCGACACUAGGCGUCGGCUUCUUAGGAUGGGAUAUAAGAACCCUAUCCUCUUGCUCCAUCCCUUGGGAGGUUACACAAAAGCAGAUGAUGUCCCCCUCAGUUGGCGAAUGAAGCAGCAUGAGAAGGUGCUUGAAGACGGCGUUCUGGACCCUGAGACUACAGUGGUGUCUAUAUUCCCAUCGCCGAUGCAUUAUGCCGGCCCGACUGAGGUGCAAUGGCAUGCCAAGGCAAGGAUUAAUGCGGGCGCCAACUUCUAUAUUGUAGGCCGAGAUCCGGCAGGCAUGAGCCACCCGCUUGAGAAACGAGAUCUCUAUGAUGCUGAUCACGGGAAGAAGGUGCUGAGCAUGGCUCCCGGGCUGGAGCGGCUCAACAUUCUGCCGUUCAAGGUGGCUGCAUAUGACAAGACUCAGAGCAAAAUGGCAUUCUUUGAUCCAUCAAGGGCUCAAGAUUUUCUCUUCAUAUCUGGCACUAAGAUGCGAACCCUUGCAAAGAACAGGGAAAGCCCUCCAGACGGUUUCAUGUGCCCUAGCGGCUGGAAAGUCUUGGUCGAAUACUAUGAUAGUUUAUCUCCGUCCGAGAAUGGCAGGCUGCCUGAACCUAUUCCAGCUUGAAAAACCAUUUUAUGUGUAAAUAUGCUUUGGAGAAACCUCGUACCUCUUCAUAUGUACCAUAUGUGUGAUUUCAUCAAACUUCAUGAACAGCUUCUCUUCAAGUUUCAACAAUAAUAAUACCAUCUAAGGCAGCAUGUGAGAAGAAUCGACAUUCUUUGCUCAAAUCUGUAACAUUAUGGUUUGAAAAGCACUCAUCUCAGUGCACAUUGUAUGAUACUGUGUUUUCUGCUUUCUGAAGGAUAGGACAUGAUUGUUGUAUGUUUCUCA